GCAGAUUCAAAGGAAUUGGAUGUGAGAUCUGCUCGUCCAGACCACAGUUAUGAGGGGGAGGAGGGUGACGCUUGGAGGAAAUGGGUGUAGAGCACUUCUCCUCCCACUUCUAUAUCUCCAUGCAUUCCUCCUCUCCUCACAUUUUAUGACAGUUGGUGCCAGAAAGGAGGAGAACACACUGAAAUCUGAUUAACAAUCUGCUGAUCCUCACGUGCUCUGUCAACUAUGGUUUUCCUGCUCAUCUCCUUGACCGUGCUGCAUCUGCUUACCCUGUCCAUGCUGCUCGUUGCCACCUUGGAGAAGUCGUGGUGGAUCUGGGCCGAUUCUGAAAUCAGCGACCUGUGGUACAACUGUCUCCAUGACAACGCCUCAGACACAUGGCUGUGUGCCGUCACCAAUGAAAGCGACUGGUUGCAGUCGGUCCAGGCCCUGAUGGUUCUGUCCGUGGUCUUCUCCUCCAUCGCUUUAACGGUCUUUGUGGCUCAGCUCUUCAUCAUGUCCAAAGGAGGCCUCUUCUACUUCACGGGCCUCUGUCAAGGCUUUGCAGGUUUCACAGACUUUGCGGCGUGCCUCAUCUUCACUUUCCACCGGAAAGAGAUCCUGAACGACUCCAGAGAUGUGAACAGAGGUCGGUUCGGUUACUGCUUCAUUCUGGCCUGGCUUUGCGUUCCCUUACUGCUCGUCAGUGGAAUCCUCUACGGCCAUUUGCGAAAGAAAGAAUGACAGCUGCUACUUUGUAGAAUUUGUGGAAAUCAGCGCUGACUGAGAGUGCAGAAUGUUGGUCUUUCACCUUUCAUCACAGCCAUUGUGAACAUGAGAACACCCAAAUGAAGGAAACGUGAGUAACUACUCAGACUUUGUUGGAACUUGCAUUGAAUUGUGUUGCUUUAUUAAAAAAAAAAAAAAACAUAAUUAACCCUUUUGGUCAUAUCAUAUGUGUUGUCACAUCACAUAAUUGUCUGUCCAUUUGCACAUAAUGUACAGAUCAGUUUGGGUAGACCAGAAUCAAACAUUUAGAUAUUAGAGCUCGAUACACUAGUAUUAACACAUUGUAUGUAUUUGUCACGUCACACAACUGUCUGUCCAUUCACACGAAUUAUAAGCAUCGGUCUGUGGUGACCAGAGCUACAAAACCCAAAACUAUUGAAGUUGCCAUGUUGUGUAAAUCGUAAAUAAAAACAGAAUACAAUGAUUUGCAAA
Nerophis ophidion (straightnose pipefish) is the source of this 1200-nucleotide messenger RNA. RefSeq names its product epithelial membrane protein 3-like. Gene Ontology annotation, cellular component: plasma membrane. The coding region runs from base 226 to 723 and encodes 165 amino acids. The transcript is spliced from 5 exons. Lineage: Eukaryota; Metazoa; Chordata; Actinopteri; Syngnathiformes; Syngnathidae. The record is from RefSeq and is a predicted model, not a curated record.